Messenger RNA from Danio aesculapii, 1160 nucleotides. It is a transcript of the gene tmem177, whose product is annotated as transmembrane protein 177. The coding region runs from base 77 to 1009 and encodes 310 amino acids. Lineage: Eukaryota; Metazoa; Chordata; Actinopteri; Cypriniformes; Danionidae. The record is from RefSeq and is a predicted model, not a curated record. The transcript has 2 exons.
UAAAAUAUCCACAUUCGGCGUGCUGUCCUUGUGAGAAUGAGCAUAAAGUAGAAGGUGCUCAACCAGGAGAGCAAAGAUGGCAUCGCGCUUUCUAAAAAUCUCUGUAUUCAUUCAGAAGUAUCGGACACCGCUGCUCCUCAUCGGCUGUGGAGGCGUCUUCUCUGCUAACAUCUUCUAUCACAUUUUCCCAGAUCACACAUACAGAAAAGUGUACCAGGCCUGGCACAAAGGAGAACCCGCCAGCCUGUCAGAGAAGCUCCAGAACAUCUUUCAGGAGGUGCUGAAAGAUUCUUCCAUCAGCUCCUCCAGAAACUUCAGUGCAUUUGCAGCUUUCGGCUUUCAUCCAGUAGGAGCUGGUGUCCCUUGGCUUCCUUCUGGAGCACAAAUUGGCAUCCCAGCCAACUUUAACAGCAGCACCGGUGACCUGGAAGGCAUCACUAACCGUACAAUUCUCAUUAAUGGCAAAGAGCUGGAGUGGGACAGUGACUCUGGUGUAGCUCUCAAAAACUCUCUGGUGUUCUCUUUGGAUGCACAGAAGUUUGCUAUCGCCCGAGAAGUGGCCCGACUGGGGUCUGGAGGGCCCAUCUUGCACGCUGCAGUGGCUCCGGUAUGUUUGGCAGGGGCUUGUGUCUAUAGUGUGACCCUCAAACAGAUCUUCAGGUUUCAAGCUGGCUCCAUCAUCUUCAGAGGUGUUGUGAAUCUGCUUUCUCUGGGUUUAGGAGUCGUGACGUAUGUCCUGGCUGCUGAUUCUGUGAGCCAGUGGUUGGACUACCGCUCAGAUCGUCGGGCUGCGGGUCUGUCUAGUGGUUACGCAAAGGGUGGUUUAGAGUUUUAUGAGAAGAUCUUGACACGGAACAAGACGCUGCGCUCUCUGAUGGGCCAGAAAGGGGAAGAGAUGUACGCCCCCAGCGGAAACCUGUUUCCUGCACACCUGCUGCAACUCAGACAUGCUACUUACACAUCUAGACGAGACAGGAUUUUAAAUCUUCUGAAAAAUGAGAACGCAUGAACUGCUUAAAUGUAUUCAAAUGCCAUGUGGAAAGUCAUGAGACUGUAUACUGUAUGUACAGUGUUUUUGAAAUGGUACUACAAUACACACCACUGGAUUCUAUUGUUCUCAUUCUUAUGAAUAAACAGCUAAGAAGCUAUUUCUAAGAUGU